AUGGCGUCAGAAAUAUUAGGCAAUGUUUCGGAGAAGGCCAAGGACCUCGUUGGAGAGAAGACGGGCAAGAUGGCGCAGCUUGCUGCCGUCACCAAGGACGUCCACGAUGACAAAUGGCGAAUCACCAGCGACUACGGUGUGAAGCAGAGCAACACAGACGGCUGGCUGAGGGUUGCCACCGAAGACCAAGAAGGCCCUACGCUCCUCGAGGAUCAGUUUGCUCGUGAGAAGAUCCACCGCUUUGACCAUGAGAGGAUUCCUGAGCGUGUCGUCCACGCGCGUGGAUCUGGUGCCUUUGGAAAAUUCACCCUUUUUGAAUCGGCCGAGGACGUCACAUCAGCAGGUGUCCUGACAGACACUUCACGCGAGACUCCAGUCUUUGUGCGAUUUUCCACAGUGCUGGGCAGCCGCGGCUCUGCAGACACCGUUCGCGAUGUGCGCGGCUUUGCCGUCAAGUUCUACACGGAUGAAGGAAACUGGGAUAUUGUGGGCAACAACAUCCCAGUCUUCUUCAUCCAAGACUCGAUGAAGUUUCCCGAUGUGAUUCACGCUGGCAAGCCGGAGCCAGACUGCGAAGUGCCUCAGGCACAAUCUGCACACAACAACUUCUGGGACUUUCAGUACAUGCACCCGGAAGCCACGCACAUGUUUAUGUGGGCCAUGUCUGACCGCACCAUUCCUCGCUCAUACCGUAUGAUGCAAGGAUUUGGUGUCAACACGUACACGCUCGUCAAUGCCAAGGGAGAGCGGCAUUUUGUCAAGUUCCACUUCACGCCUGAGCUUGGUGUGCACAGCUUCGUGUGGGAUGAGGCACUGAAGAUUGCUGGGCAGGACCCCGACUUCCAUCGCAAAGACCUGUGGAUGGCGAUUGAGAGCGGUGCGUACCCCAAGUGGAAGUUUGGUAUCCAGGUCCUCCCCGAAUCCAAGGAGCACGACUUCGACUUCGACAUCCUCGACGCUACCAAGGUGUGGCCCGAGGAGCUUGUUCCUAUCCGAUACAUUGGUCAGCUCGAGCUCAACAAGAACCCCGACGAGUUCUUUCCCCAGACUGAGCAAGUUGCGUUCUGCACUAGCCAUAUCGUCCCCGGUAUCGGCUUCAGUAACGACCCUCUUCUCCAGGGCCGCAACUUUUCUUACCAAGACACUCAGCUGUCUCGUCUCGGUGUCAACUGGGAAGAGCUGCCCAUCAACAAGCCAGUGUGCCCUGUCAUGAACUUCAACCGUGACGGUGCUAUGCGACACACGAUUACAAAGGGCAAGGUUAACUACUGGCCUAACCGGUUCCAGACUGUGCCACCGGCGACGGAGAAGGAGGGCGGUUACGUUGAAUUCCCGGAGAAGACGGCGGGCAUCAAGACGCGCAUGCAGAGCAAGAAGUUCCGGGAGCAUAAGAACCAGGCGGAGCUCUUCUACAACUCCAUGUCGGAGAACGAGAAGAUGCACAUGCGAGACGCUUUCGCGUUUGAGCUCGACCACUGCGACGACGCUGUUGUGUACGAGCGCCUCUGUCAGCGUCUGUGUGACAUUGAUCUUGGACUGGCCCAGAGCGUUGCUGAAAUGGUUGGCGGCGAGCAGCCAACCAAGCAGACGCGGCCCAAGCACAACAAGACGGCCAAGGGUCUUUCGCAGAUGGAAUACAUGCCCGAGAAGCCUACCAUUGCCACGCGCAUGGUGGCCAUUCUCAUUGCCGACGGCUACGACCAGGCUGCCUACACUGGCAUGAAGGCUGCUCUGACGGCUGCUGGCGCUCUGCCUUUUACCAUUUCCCCAAGGAGAAACAAGAUCUUUGCCGAGGGAGAGGACAGGAGCGGCUCGGGAGUGGUUGCUGACCACCAUCUUGAGGGACAGCGUUCGACAUUGUAUGACAGUAUCUUCGUUCCCGGAGGUGCCAAGUCUGUCGAAACGCUCAGCAAGAAUGGACGUGCUGUUCACUGGAUCCGUGAGGCAUUCGGCCACCUCAAGGCCAUUGGCGGUACCGGCGAGGCCGUGUCCUUCAUCAAGCAGGCUGUCGAACUGCCCGGCAUGGAGUUCUCGGCCUCGGGCGACGUGGUCAACAGCUAUGGUGUUGUUACUGCCAGCAAAGUGCACGCCGAGAGCUUCAAGGAGGUGGUGUCGAUGGCCAAGGAGGCCAAGGACUUUGCGAGCGCGUACAUGUAUGCCAUCUCGCAGCACAAGAACUUUGAGCGCGAGAGCGCGGGGUUGAGCCAGAUGGUUGCCUUUUAG
Molecule: messenger RNA, 2223 nt
Organism: Exserohilum turcica Et28A
Lineage: Eukaryota; Fungi; Ascomycota; Dothideomycetes; Pleosporales; Pleosporaceae
Exons: 2
Coding region: 1-2223 (740 amino acids)
Biological process (GO): hydrogen peroxide catabolic process; response to oxidative stress
Cellular component (GO): cytosol
Molecular function (GO): catalase activity; heme binding
Source: RefSeq, a predicted model, not a curated record